Prorocentrum cordatum is the source of this 1485-nucleotide messenger RNA. The record is from the annotation of a GenBank genome assembly. NCBI's taxonomy places the organism in Eukaryota, Dinophyceae, Prorocentrales, Prorocentraceae.
AUGCUGGCGCACUACCCCGCGCACUACCAGGGCUUCCAGGUCUGGGGGAGGGCGCUGGCCCUGGGCCACCAGGACGUGGGCCGCUGCUGCCCAAGGCGGAGCGGGGCCCUGCGGGCACUCCAGGCCAACGUGCGAGAACCGGACUGCGUACUGUGCGGCGCGCCCGAGGGCUCCAACGGCCACUUGUACUUCGAGUGCGAGGCGGUGCAGCGGCAGCAGGACGAUGAGGUGGAGGAGCCUUUCCCCGAGGAGCGGCUGGUCACCCGAGAGAGGCUGCGGGGGCAGGCAGUGGACACGGGCGAUGGGCCCAGCUACGAGCACCUGGAGUUCGCCCUGCCGCUCGCCCCUCCGCUGCCCGACCAGGUCCCCGAGGAGCUCCCGGAGUUCGAGUGGGGGCUGGAGGGACAAGCUUGGGGGCAGCAGCUCUUUGUCGAUGGGUCUGGCCGCCACUCGUCGGUCGUGGAGGUGCGCGGGUGCGGAUGGUCAGUCGUGCAGAUCUCGGACGAGCUGCUGCCGACUAAGGCGCGCUGGGGCGGCCUCCUGGGGCUCGUGCAGACGGUGCCGAGGUCGGAGCGCCACGCCAGCAUGCGAGCCAUUCAGCUUGGGCGGCCGCCAGUGCACGUGCUGUCAGACCACAGGUCGUUCGUGCAGGAGGACGCCGUGCUGGCCGACGGCACGGCUUUCCGCUACGUCGGCAAUUUCUGGGCCGACGUCUUCGCCAAGAUGGGCUCGGCCAGCAUCAUGGUGUCGGAGGUGCACGUGCGGGCGUGCGAGAUCCAGCUGCGGGACGUUCGGGAGGCCAUGCGCUACGUGGCCUGGGCGGCUGAGCGCGCAGUGCCGCUUUCAGUUGGCGGGUCAGCUGCGGUCCCGCAGCAGGUAGCCAAGGUGGCCCAGGUGGGCAUGAAGGUACCAGAGUUGAGUAUCGUGGCCCACGACCUCAAGCAGCUCACCAACGGAGCCUCGCUCCAAACUUUAUGCUGUUCGCCGUGCGAGCCGCCGACGGUGGGCGCCCGCCACGUCACGGAGACGGCGGGGUUCGCGAUCUGGUGCGCGGUCUGCGGCGCUUGGUCCAGCGAGUCGAAUCGGCUCUCACCCAAGUUCAGGGAUCCGUGCCGAGGGCCAUCCAAGGUGCCCAAGACGCGGUGGAAGGAGAAGGACGCAGUGAAGCAACUGCGGCGCGGGCUGCAUCCCAACACGCGGGUCGCGCUGGAGACUGGGAGGUGGCGGUGGCAGUGGGGCCCAGCGUGCUCCGGAAGCGCUCCGCCGGAGCACGUUCGGGGACGUGCUGGCUCGGGGUUCGCCCUGAGCGCGCUGCCGGAGGGCAUCGUCGUCGCCGCGGGCUUCCUCAUGGUGCUCUACGGCGUGUUCGUGGGUCAGGCCUUUAGUCUGACCCGCCAAGGAGUGCUGGUAGAGCGGUGGCUCCCAGUUCCAGCAGGGUCCAAGGGUGUGAGGGAUCCGUGGCUGGACAGGUCCCUGGUCGUCUGA